Protopterus annectens (West African lungfish) is the source of this 1006-nucleotide messenger RNA. RefSeq names its product complement C1q and tumor necrosis factor-related protein 9B-like. The record is from RefSeq and is a predicted model, not a curated record. The transcript has 4 exons. Lineage: Eukaryota; Metazoa; Chordata; Ceratodontiformes; Protopteridae. Gene Ontology annotation, molecular function: protein binding. The coding region runs from base 38 to 1006 and encodes 322 amino acids.
UCUGCGGCCAAGUUUGCCAUGGAUUUUCCUAUUCCAGAUGCUAGCUGUAGUCUGUGCAGAAGAAGUAAAAAGGAGGGAUGAAUGUCUGUUUGGGCAUCCAGGCAUACCUGGAGAUCCAGGCCACAAUGGCAUACCUGGUAGGGAUGGAAGAGAUGGAAUAAAAGGAGACAAAGGAGAUACAGGAACCUGUGCAGAUGUUCCAGGUUUACGGGGAGGAAAGGGCGAUUCCAAUGGUACUGAUGGCACUCCUGGCCAGAAAGGAAAAAGAGGAGAACAGGGAGAAAGAGGAGCACCUGGAAAAAUGGGUCCUCAAGGAAUUGUGGGACUGGUAGGCAGUAAAGGUCAAAAGGGAGAAUUAGGACUGCCUGGACUACAAGGGUUGAAAGGAAAUGUAGGUCCUCAGGGACCACCAGGGGAGAAAGGAGACACUGGACCUCCAGGGCUUAUUGGUUUGCCUGGCCCCAUAGGACCAACAGGCAGAGAAGGUCCUAAGGGAGCUAUUGGCCCUAUAGGGCUAAAAGGAAGCCUAGGAAUUCAGGGUGAAAAGGGAGAAAAAGGAAGCACAGGGGAACAGGGAAUCAAAGGUGAUAUGCCAGUCAUAUCAAAGAGUGCAUUUAGUGUUGGCCUUUCGACAUCUUCUAAACUGCCAAAUCCAAGUGCACCAAUCAAGUUUGAUAAAAUCUUUUACAAUGGCCAAAACCAUUAUGAAUCCUCUACAGGAAAGUUUACCUGUGAAUUUGAAGGGGCUUACUAUUUUACCUAUCACAUUACAGUGUACACAAAGAAUGUAAAGGUUGCACUGCUGAAAAAUGGAGUACCUUUGCUUCAUACUAUGGAUCGUUAUCAGAGCUCCGAAGAUCAGGCCUCUGGAGGCACCAUCUUAUAUCUACAAACUAGAGACCAGGUGUGGCUGCAAGUUGUUGGAGGGGAAGCAUACAAUGGAUUAUAUGCAGAUAAUGAUGAUGACACAACCUUCACUGGAUUUUUGUUAUUUGCAAAUACAUAA